GUAAUAUUACGUGUUUAAGCGGCUUGAUUUUUUUAUACUUAUUUUACUUCAGUGAGAUAGAUUUAACAGGAAAAAAUAUCUGGAAAUACGCAAUAAAUGAAUUGAUCAGUUUUAUCUAUGUUAAGAUUGUGUAUGAAAACAUCGAUUAUGAAUGGUGAAUGGAACGAACAAAUAUCUUUAUAGUAUUGAAAAAUAUUGUUGACCAGACAGAGAGGUGAGCGGAUAUUGAAAAAAGAAAGUAAAUGCUACAAACAAUGCAUGGACGGGUCAUGCAAUUUACAGGGUGUAUUGUCCUGGUUGUUUUGAUAAUUACCAUUACAGUAUUGAUGGGGCAGAGCAAGACUGACUACGCCGUCUUUGUACGCUUCUAUGGUACGUAUUUGAACUAUUCGAGGUCAAACAAAUUUAACGUAACCAUAGAAACUACUGGUCAGUACAAGUUACAAUUUCCUACAUUGAAAAGAUCUGACACACGCGUAAAAACAUAUUCUGAUAAUCAUCAACAACAACAACAGCAGAAACAGGAAGUGCGUCAUAUUGGAUUCUUGAAAGUUCACAAAGCAGCAAGUUCUACUAUGCAAAAUAUAUUCUUCCGGUUUGGACUAAAACGGAAUUUAACGUAUGUAUUUACAAAGCAUCCGAAUUACUUUUCUAGAUCGGCCAAAAUGCACUUACCAUUAGUGAAACCCCGAUAUAGAAAAGGAUAUGAUAUCAUUUGUAACCAUGGUGUUUUCAAUUAUGACAUUUACUCCUCUCUUCUACCUAAAGAUACCGUUUACCUGGCUAUUGUAAGGGACCCUCUUGCAGUGUUUAUUUCAGCCGUUAACUAUUACUCUCAGAAAUCGCAACAAAUUGAUUACAUUGUACGAAUUAGAGGAAACAGGCUACAGGAACUUAUUCAAAGACCAGAAGUGUAUGAUAGGGAAUUCUUCUCGUAUACUAAAAACGUGAUGGCACGAGACUUUGGGUUUCCGGAAAGUAACGAUCAAAGCCGAAUAGAAGCGAAGCUAAAAGAAUUAGAUCAAAUAUUCAAGCUAGUUUUACUGGCUGAACAUAUUGAAGAGUCACUUAUAUUGAUGAAACGGUAUUUGAACUGGAAACUGCAAGACAUCUUGUUUCUAUCAAAUAAUGUUUAUGGAAAGGGGCAAACAGGGGCAGAUCUUACAUUAAACGAUACGGAAAAGUUCAAAAUACGAAACCAGCUCGAUUACGCUGUAUACAAUUUUUUCUACAAAAAAUUCUGGGAUCAGUAUAAUUCGGAAUCAGACGACAUUAACUCAGAAGUAAAACUUUUUAAAAAUGUUCUUUUUGAUCUGAAUAAUUUCUGCAAUAACAGGGCACAUGAAAACAAUGGCAGUGUGCUGACAGUGGAAGAAUCGAAAUGGACUGAACAAUUUACUGUGAAAUUUGAAGACUGUAAAUAUAUGGCCAAAGAUGAGCUAAAGUUUAUUACUCUGUUACGCCAAAAACAAGGAAGUGAACUACGGAUUCCAACUUUUGUGUAAUGAUAUAUAAUUUUAAGUAUAAGACGAAUGUCUAUAAUUAUACGCUUUUAUACUGGAACAUUAACUAACAAACUGAGAAUGUGAUACUGACUAAAACGGUCACCGUGGAUACUUCCAUGCGUGGGAGAAACAAUGAUGACAUGAGAGAUAUUUUCACGCACGGAAGAUAUUGAUUUGCACGUGUGAUAUUCACAUGCACAGAGAUUUCUUACUUAUACAUAGGAUUUUUUGCACGGAUGGUAUUUACUAGCACAGAGGAUGCUAGCACGGAGGAUUCCUGCUUAAAAAGAAGAUUCUUGCAUCGAGGAGAAGAAAUUUACUUGCUUAGAGCAUUUAGUUUUGCACGAAGGGUACUUACUAGCAAGGAGGAUGCUAGUACGGAGGAUUAUUACUUACAAGGAAGAUUCUUGCACCGAGGAGAGGACAUUUACUUGCUUAGAGCAUUUAGUUUAGCACGGAGGGUACAUACUAGCAAGGAGGAUACUUACUAGCACGGAAGAUUCUUACUUACAAGGAAGAUUCUUGCACCGAGGAGAGGACAUUUACUUGCUUAGAGCAUUCGGUUUUGCGCGGAGGGUACUUACAAGCACGGAGGAUUCUUACUUACAAGGAAAAUUCUUGCAACGAGGAGAGGACAUUUACUUGUUUACAGCAUUCAUUUUGCAUAAGGAUACCAACUUUUCAUUUCAAAAACCGGGGACACAUUGAUAUAUUCAUAUAAUUGCAAAAAUCAUUCCAGUGGAAACAAAAAAAAAUUUAAGAUUAAUCAAAAUAAAUGUUAAUUGUCAGCUAUUAAAUACGUUUGAUACCAGGGUAACAUUUUAUUGCUUAGAUAUUUGAAAGAAUUUGAACAGUAAACAGCAAAUUCUUUGUUAUUUUGAUCUGGGAUUUAUACAAUAUAUGCUCACCAUGAACAAAUAUUCAAAGGUAAACAACCUGCUGCCAUAUUUGUAUUGUUUAAAAUAUGCUGCUGAGACACAGUACUGAACAGCUUUUACCAUUAGCACGCAUUUUGUUUACUAUACAGUAUUUUGUUUCAUUACACGUUUUUCAGUGAAUUAUCGAAGUUUUAUAGUAAAAUAUGUCAGGCAUUUACACAGUGAAAAAUAAUUAAUUCACGGGUAACAAAAUUAUAAAACGGGUAAAUUUACUCAAAAACAUGAAACAAAGAUUGUUUGCUUUACACACAAGAUCAGUUUAUCUUUCACUUAUCUUUUUUUAUGUGAACUUGAAAUGUUUUAUUUAUUUGUUUUUACAUGUAUAGUCUCCUACAAAUCUGUAGAGAUUGGCUUUGUGUUACAUGUACUGUACAUAUUAUAUUUGUUCAUGUGUACACUGAGUUUGAUUUGAAUUGAAUUGAACAUGAACAGCGUAUUUUACAUUUUCACUCGUUGCUAUGCCAACCGUGAAAAUAUUGUAUCCAGUAUUCACUCGAGAAAGAUAUGUCAAUUUUACAUUGGAGCAAACGAAUCUCCUGUCUCUUCAACGUAUAUAUUUGAUUUUACUAUAUAA
Messenger RNA from Mercenaria mercenaria, 3017 nucleotides. RefSeq names its product galactose-3-O-sulfotransferase 2-like. Gene Ontology annotation, biological process: glycolipid biosynthetic process. Gene Ontology annotation, molecular function: galactosylceramide sulfotransferase activity. The coding region runs from base 243 to 1505 and encodes 420 amino acids. The transcript is spliced from 3 exons. NCBI's taxonomy places the organism in Eukaryota, Metazoa, Mollusca, Bivalvia, Venerida, Veneridae. Gene Ontology annotation, cellular component: membrane. The record is from RefSeq and is a predicted model, not a curated record.